Messenger RNA from Bactrocera tryoni, 2784 nucleotides. RefSeq lists its product as uncharacterized. Gene Ontology annotation, molecular function: 3'-5'-DNA exonuclease activity; nucleic acid binding. The coding region runs from base 290 to 2272 and encodes 660 amino acids. The transcript is spliced from 6 exons. NCBI's taxonomy places the organism in Eukaryota, Metazoa, Arthropoda, Insecta, Diptera, Tephritidae. Gene Ontology annotation, cellular component: cytoplasm. Gene Ontology annotation, biological process: DNA catabolic process. The record is from RefSeq and is a predicted model, not a curated record.
UUCUUCUCAUACUAAAUAAUUUCGCAAGCAAAAUUCUUAAUUCAUAUUAAUAUAAAUUUAAUUUAUCUAUAAUAAGCCUUAUUCUUUUACAUUUCUCAUUCACCAAUAAGAUACGUAAAAAUAUUAGAAUCGAUGUUGAAAUAAUCGAGCAUAUUUGGCUAUUUAAACUGCAUAAACAAAAACAUCAGCAUAACCGCAUCAAAGGGUGCAUUGGAAGUACAAAACACUGCUCGUGACGAUCAGUCAAAAAAUAUAAUUUUAAUAUUUUAACAGAUCAAAUUAAUUACAUAUGUCAUCAACACAAAAAGAACUUACUGAUGGCUCUCGAAUAGCAUCUUUUGUGGUGCUUGAUUUGGAAACAAAUGAUUUGCCGUAUCAUUUUUCUAAAAUCGCUAUUACAGAAUUAUGCAUGUAUGGUUUUUCAACUAGCGAAUUGGAAACAGCGCCACUAAAAUUUGAAGAAAUUGACAAUGUAACAUUCGAGCUCGAACGACCGCGGCAUUUGCAUAAGCUUACAAUGCUAUUCAACCCAAGGCGACUUAUACACCCAAAGGCUGAGGAAAUUACUGGAUUGAGUAAUUAUAGUCUUGAAAAGGAAUCACAUUUCGAUGAAAAUGCUGCCGGUAUUAUAACAAACUUCCUUAAGCACAUGCCACAACCAGUAUGUUUGGUCGCGCACAAUGGUGAUACGUUUGAUUUUCCGAUAGUCAAACAGACGUUCCAAAAGUUAAAUUUAAGCCUGCCAUGCGAGACCCUCUGUGUGGACUCUUUGCUUGCAUUUCGUGUUUUGGAUCAACAACUGCAAUUCGUUUCUUCACCUACCGACACAACUGAAUCCAGUAUUUGUUGUAAUGAUAAAGAGCAAUCUGUAAUAACAUCUAAUUCUGAUGACGUCAAAGAGACUCUUGUGGAUUCAAGAGCGACACUUUUAGAGCAACUUGAUGCUGACACAAAAAUAGACUGGCGAGCACGUAACGAAACAACACCUAGACGACCCAUCGUUACAGGUGUAAAACGCUCGCAUUCCGCUAUCUCAAAGAGUUUGAAUAGUUCUUUUAAAUCAAAACGAUCACUCUUUGCAAAUGUUAAGCUUGAGAAAUACCCACCCAAAGGGGUUUAUAAAUUGGAAAAUAUGUAUAAACGAUUUUUUAAGAAAACACCGAAAAAUGUGCAUUGCGCUGAAGCUGAUGUGGAGACAUUAAUGCAUUUAAUGCGUGUGUACGGUAGUAGUUUUCUUACAUAUGCAGAAGAGAAAGCUGUUCUUUUCGAAGAUAUACCACUAUUGCCCGGUAUUAUGGAAGAGAGUUUUCAGUGCAAUUACGAGCAACGCACGAUCGCUUCUUUCGUGUUGCUCAAGUUUGACACAAAUGAGGAGAUACGUUUUCAUAAAAUUGAUGCGAUUGACGAAUUUUGUAUGUACGGAAUUUCCAAUAACCAACUCGAGACGAAACCGAUAUAUAACAAACAUUGCUGUGCAAAAAAAUUAAUGAUUCCCAAAAAACCGCGUGUUCUGAAUAAGCUAUUAUUGACAAUCAAUUCCGAGCAAAAUACUGAACGGAGUGACUACCUUAGUUUCAUACAUUUCAUCAAGCACUUGCAACAACCUGUUUGCUUGGUUGCAAAUCGUGGAAAGGAUUUAUGUUUUCCAAUUAUCAAACACAAACUGGAUAAAUUUAAAUUGGAAAUGCCACCCAAUACUCUAUGCUUGGACUCUACUUUUGCUUUUCGUGGGUUAGAUGAACAGAUGACGGUCGAGCCUGCUAAAGUCAAAAUAUUUAACCAAACAAUGUUUGAAGUUUGUGUUGAACCGGUGGAAAAUGAGAUUAAUGCUGAUACUCGUAGCAGCAACAACAACAUCACCAACGCUGAUAACCGACAAGAUACUCAACUAUUGAUGACAAUACCAACACGCGCUGAACAACUUGAUGCUGAAACAAAAACCGACUGGCGCGCACAUAACGAAACCACACCUCAGCGACCGAUAGUUACGGGCGUCAAACGUCGUAUUUCGAACGAUUCAACGCCCACAACAUCUGAAGCCGCUAGGCAAAAAGUUUCUCGAAGACUAUUUACGAACGAAUUAGAGGUCAACAAGUAUGAUUUAACAAAUAUGUAUGAAAGAUUUUUUAACACUUCAUAUAGAAGAAAGCCUUAUACUGAAUCACAUGUGGAAGCUCUAAUGCGUUUAAUCCAAGUAUAUGGGGAAAGUUUUACUGAAUAUGCAAAAAAUUAUGCUACACCUUUUGCUGAAAUACAGCAAAUAUGCUUAUAGGUGCGGAAUUAUAGGAUCCUGACAGUAUUUCGGCUACACAUAACUCUUGUAUAUACAACUGUUGAUGGACCAAAUGAAUAAAAAAAAAUUAAACGCUUAGUCAUAGCUCAUAUACAUAAAUUUAUGACCCAAUAAUUUUUAUAUUUGGUACAAAAACUAAAGCUACCCAACAAAUUUGUACUGAUAAGAGCUCCAUAAAUGUGUCACCGCUAAACAAUUUUGAACGAGUUUCAAUUGUAAAAUCAUAAAAUCAUAAAUUUUUACUCUUGUAAAAAAAAAUGUUGUUGGAUUACAUACAAAAAUGUGUUUACGCAUUACAACUCUCACCGCUAUGUUAUCGAUUCGUUAUUCUUGCUACUUUAUGAGACUGAUUUGCCGAUAUAUGUAUGUAUGUAUGCAUGCGUGUUAAAUUAUCUAAUAAAUAUUUCUGUACACUUUGGCGAAAUAAGAAAACAAACAUUGUAGGAAAGGAGUUGUAAUAUUAAUUUUGUCGUUCUUUUUAUACUCUUGCA